Messenger RNA from Tympanuchus pallidicinctus (lesser prairie-chicken), 6021 nucleotides. RefSeq names its product mitogen-activated protein kinase kinase kinase 19 (gene MAP3K19). Gene Ontology annotation, biological process: protein phosphorylation. The coding region runs from base 563 to 4318 and encodes 1251 amino acids. Lineage: Eukaryota; Metazoa; Chordata; Aves; Galliformes; Phasianidae. Gene Ontology annotation, molecular function: protein kinase activity; ATP binding. The transcript is spliced from 9 exons. The record is from RefSeq and is a predicted model, not a curated record.
GGGCUCGGUGUCCCUCACACAGCAGAGCGUCUGCCAGCCCUCACAGGAGUUUCCUCCGAAACUCUCAGUCCGUGACCGUUACCCCUUCUCCGCCUCCCUGCGGUACAAACUGCUAUUUCUCCAUCACAGAUAUACAAAUAAAUAACGUAAUCCUCAAGGCCUGCUGCAUAAGGCUACCUGCAGCUAGACAGAGAAUAAUUAGUGAGAAUUUAGUGGUGAUAGCGAGGAAAAUGACGUAGAGGUAAACGAAGCGCUGAAAGCAUCGAGAGAAGGGAGAGGGCUGUGGUGCCGCUCCGCCGCCCGCUGCCGUGGCAACGCGGUGUAAACGAAGCGCGGCGGGCCGGCCGAGCCGCCGAGACAGGAAUAGGGAUAGGGACAGGGACAGGAAUAGGGACGGGGAUAAAGACAGGGACACGAGUAGGGACAGGGAUAGAGAUAGGGACACGAAUAGGGACUGAGCCCGCAGCCCCGCCGCCCGCGCGCUGCGUGCGGAAUCCUUGCCUCUGCCGUGCUUCGCUGUGGAAACACACGGUUUCAGGACCUUAAAACAUCUAAGGACAGUAUGUCUGAAAAGCAGAAAAUUAAGAGGAGAAGCACAGAAGGUCGUGGAGCUGUUGUUGCUCUUCCAAAUGCAGAUGAGAUAGUGAAAGAAAUCUGUGAUUCAUACAAAGCUCUAGGAAAAAGUAGCCAAAAAACACCAACAACCAGACUGUGGCCAGAUAAACAAGUGGCACAUUGUCAAAGUAAAAAGCAGUUAACAUUACAGAUGGGACAGCACACCUCUCUACCUUUCCUGGUGAAGAAAGAGAUCAUAAGGCAUGGCUUUGACUUCAGCUUUCUGCUACAGGCCUCAUGCCCAGAAUCCAACAUUCCAAAAUGCUUUAAGGAUAUGCAACAAAGUUUUAAUAUAGCAAUACUAGAAAAAAGGAUCAAGAGGUCUGAGUUCCAUUUGCCACCAGUGACAUUUCAGCCUGUAAGAACCAUUCAUCUUGCUCCUCUAAAUGAUGUUUUUGUCAAUAAGCACACCAAGAUCAGAAAUAUUUUGAAUAUUAUGAAGUCUAUUUCUCAGCCUAUAAAAUCAGCUACUAAAUUUUAUCAGUAUCAGUUAGGCAAUAUAGUAAUAAGACAAGCUGAAAAGUCUUCAGGUGUGAUUGUGGCUACAAUUUCUGAGAAGUUCACUCCAACAGAAGGCCUGUACUGCUUCAGCAAGAAUAAAUAUUAUGAGUACCCUAACAAUAAGAAAGAAGAAAUUGAAAACAAUUUGAAAUGGACAGAAGAUGAGGCAGCUGCCGAUACUGAAAAGAAUGACCAGAAGUCCCAGUUUUCAGUGGCUUAUGAGAAUGUAGAUAUUAUGAUCCAAGACAAUUUUUGUGACACUUGUCUUUUUUACCUGAACUCAAAUAAUGCUGUGAAAAACUGUGGAAUAUCCACAGCUCUGUUUCCUGUGUCAAAAAACACUGAUAUUUUAAGAGCUGGUGAGAAGGAAGAAAGAGAGGAGAAUUCCUAUAAAACUGGUAUAGAAGAAAACGUUACAGACAUAAUACUGCACUGUAGACCAUGUGAAGAUGCUGAGAGUGAACCCGUCAUGCUUGGUGAUUGUAAUUUAGAUUCUUCGUGUAAAAAUGAAGUGAUUGAGUCCUGCCAUGUCCUAGAAUAUAAUUCUGUAGCUGCUGUAAUUCCUGGAGAAGUGCAAGAUUGUUCUGGAAAACAAACAGAAAAUAUGUGUCUUCUCAAGUUUGAAAUGGAAAAUGAAGCAAUGUCAGAAGUGACUGCAAAAGGUCAAAGUGAGCUCGUUCCUGUUGUCCAUGUUACUUUCUCUGAACAAGAACUACCUACGAAACCACGCAUUGCUAAACAUCCUGACAAAAAAAGGAGCACUGUUCGUAGCCUGCCUCCUCAUGUCAGUCAGAGCUUCAAUGUUCUUGCUCGCAAAGACAGUGACAAAAGUGAGAUAAAGUUGAAUAGAAACAAAUGUUCAUCGAAAUCUAAAAUGAGUAGCAAGACAAGGACACCUGAAGGCUUAGUUAUUUCUGAGGAGAUUUCCAUAAAACAUAAUACACAAAAGAGGAAUGCCAAGAGGCAGAUUUUUCCAUCUUUGCAACUGCCAUGUGUGGGUUCUGAGACUUUCCUGAAGUGUCAAAAAAAAAUACCUCAAGCCAACAAAUGUAAUUUUCUUCAGAGUUUUCAGAAAGUUAAAAAGCAAAGUUCUUCCUGCAGUUGCAAAAAUCUAGUUAUCUCAAAGAAACCUGUUACUCCGCUUUCUGUACAAUAUGCACAAUCUGCUUCAGAGUUUGUACAACUGAAAUACAGUGAUAUGUUCAAGAAAAUAAAUUCCAAUGACAAAGGCCCAGAUGUUUAUGAAAUGUUUGGAACUCCUGUCUAUUCCCAUGUGCGCCAGCUUGAUCAUCUUGAGAACAGUUUUUACAGAGAUGUUUGUUCUGCUCCACCUGGGGGAUGCACUGCUAGCACCUGCAGUUCUACCUGCAGUAAAAGAAGAGACAGCAGCCGAAUAAGAAAUACUCAAAAGAGAACACAUUCUAAGCCAAAGAAGACCAUAUCUGUCACUAAACAAAAGCAGAAAGGCUUACCUGCAAACAACAACAGUAUUGAAUUGAGUGGUAGCAACGCUGAGCAAGAUAAUGUAGUAUCUUCCGGUCCGGAUUGUCAAAUACAAACUUCAAGUAGCGUGACAUUGUUUCAUGGAGACACAGAUCAUCAGCUUAUAUUUUUAGAAGAGCUUCCAGAAUCAAUCAAGCCAAACGAAAUUCUUUCAGAUUCAAAGUUAUCAACUAUUAAAGAAGCCUCUUUGGAGCAGUCUAUAGACAGUCAGGCUCUACCCAACCAUCAGAUAGCUGCUUCCUGUAGCCAGGGUCUUCUUCAGCCCAACGAUAAAGUCUACACAGAAUGUGCUGCUCUAAGUAACAAUUUAAUAACAGCAGACCAGAACAUUUGUGUACCCCAGUACAGAGUGGAUAUGAAUGGCUGCAAAAGCCUGGAAUCAGACCGGGCCUCCUUCAAGAUUCUAAAUCAAGGAGAAGCAUUGCCCUUUUCAGAUAGACAGGAGUGUCAAUUCCUUACAAACAAAUUAAGUCACAGUUGGUCAUUCACACCUCAGAACAGUAUUUUGGCAAAUGAACUCAUUCAGCCUUCAAUGAUUCAGACAACAAAUGUUACAAGCCCCAGUUUCCAGACAAGUCGAAACAUUUUGUCUUGGGCAGGUAAUAAGGAUGUAACCGAUGAGUUGCUUUGUUGUCUGGCUGCAGAAUUGCUAAUGCUUGAAGACAAAGACAUCAGUUCUUCAAGAACAAAAUAUGCAGGUUCUAAAACGCAGAAUACCUAUACUAAAGAAGAAGGAAAAAUAAUGAACAGAGAUGGAGAAAUAGUAGAUAAUGAUCUAGAGAAGAGUUACAGAAAAUCCUUUCUGGCAUCAAGUGAAGAAAGUGGACUGCUGAACUUUGAGGAAUCUACUCACGUACCAGGAAGCAAUGUAAAUAACAAAGACACUAUCAUGUGGACAAGAGGUGAAGUCCUUGGAAAGGGAGCCUAUGGCACAGUGUACUGCGGACUGACAAACCAGGGACAAUUAAUAGCUGUAAAGCAGGUUCUUUUGGAUACGUCGGAUCGACUGACUACAGAAAAGGAGUACCAGAAGCUGCAUGAGGAAGUUGAUCUUCUGAAGACAUUGAAGCAUGUCAAUAUUGUAACUUACUUAGGAACUUGUCUGGAAGACAACAUUUUAAGUAUUUUCAUGGAGUUUGUUCCUGGUGGCUCAAUUUCCAGUAUUCUUAAUCGUUUUGGUCCGUUGCCAGAAAUUGUCCUUUGUAAAUACACAAAACAAAUUCUAGAGGGGGUUGCAUAUUUACAUGACAAUUGUGUCGUUCAUAGAGAUAUCAAGGGCAAUAAUGUCAUGCUCAUGCCAAACGGAAUAGUGAAGCUAAUUGACUUUGGCUGUGCCCGGCGCUUAGCUUGGGUCAGCCUCAGCGGCACACACAGCGAGAUGCUCAAGUCUGUGCAUGGGACUCCAUAUUGGAUGGCACCAGAAGUUAUCACUGAAUCUGGAUAUGGGAGGAAAUCAGACAUCUGGAGCGUCGGCUGCACAGUGUUUGAGAUGGCAACAGGAAAACCACCCCUGGCUUCCAUGGACAGGGUAGCAGCCAUGUUCUAUAUUGGGGCUCACAGAGGACUGAUGCCUUCCCUACCUGAUCGAUUCUCUGGAACUGCAGUGGACUUUGUGCACGCAUGCUUAACCAGAGAUCAACAUGAACGCCCUUCUGCUCUGCAGCUGUUGGACCAUCCCUUUUUGAAAGGAAGACGGUGAAUCGUUCAGACCUCCUGUCAAGUGAGUAAUACAUUUUCUAUUACGAAAAGUAUUUCUGCUUGUGAAAAAGAUCAGAACAAACUGGAGUUAGAAGUAACAGCAGAACAUACUGCAGAUUGGUUGUGUAGACAGUGAGUCUAUUUUUAGACAGUGCUUAACAUUUUGUUGUCACAUCUGUACUCAAUGGAAUGGGCAUUCAUUCACUAUGAACACAAGGGCACACAUUUUGUUGUUUCUGAGGAGAUUCUAGAGGGGAAAAAAACCUGCUACCGUGAGCACAUGACAAGUAAGGUAAGUUGGGAGUUCUGAUUUUCUGUAAAAACCUAUGGAACAUGAAUGGUAUCAGCAGAAAGCUUUACAGAUGCAAAAAGCUUUGUGAAAGCUCUUCUCAAACUCAUAGUCUUUAAAUGUGUCUGUGAAGAUCUUGUUGAAACUCCAAACCACACAAUUAUGUUGGCAUAAAACGUACUGAAGUUGUUCAGCUAGAUGGGCCUUUUAACUGUAGCUGGUGAAUGGAAAAAACUGUGCAGUACACACAUACCAGUCCUUCUUAUCCUUUUCUGUGGAGGUUUAUCAACCUCAGGAUACUGUGGUGAUAAUGACAAGAGAUACCCAGCUGCACACAGAUGUACUUUUAUUAAGCUAACAUCAAGGCAAUUUCCUAGUCUCUCUAGAAUUAUGCAUCUGAGAUUUGAGACCAUCUUCUUUUUUAACAAUGCAUGGGAUUUUAUGGACAGUUUUGUGUUACAGAUGGAUUGAGGUUGGAAGGGACAGCUGGAGAUGGUAUAUUCCAACUGCACUGCUUAGGGCAGGGCUGCAGACACAGAUUGCUCAGUUACUUUGGCUUUUGAGUAUCACCAAAUAUGGAGACUCUACAGCUCCUCUAGGCAACACGUUCCAGUGUUCAAAUCUCCUCAUACUGAAAAUAUUUCAGCAGGCUGUCUUGUAUUUCAAGUUGUGCCCACUUUUUCUUGUCCCACCACUGGAUAACACAGUGGAGUCUGGCUCUAUCUUCUUGAUUGCCCCUCAUCAGGAAUGGAUACACAUUGAUAGGAUUCUCUUAGCUGCCCUCUUCAAUCCAAAUGACAUGCUGUAGUUCUCAAGCUUCUGUUUGCUGAUACAGAGCAGCAGAAGCAUAGAAGCAUUGCCUUUCUCUUGUUUGCAAAAGCUGUAAGGUACCAUUUGAAUCACUCAAGAAACUACUACUAAUUUUGAACAUCCUUUACCUGAGACUUGAACUAUUUUGAGAAACACUUGAGUGAGCACCAUGUAGAUGACAUAGUCUUAGUCUGCACCUUUUUACGGGUAGUUACACUAACUGGCUACUACCUACUAUUAACUGAAUGCAAUGAGAAUAAAUUUGAAAAAUAUUCUGAUACAUCAAUAGAAGAUGAUGCAGGUAUCAGCAUUCAGACUGUCCUCUUCCUGGUGGGGCUUCUUUCUCAGUAAAGACUUUGGGGGAAUAAGACACAAAAUGUGGUGAACUUUAUGAUGUGAGUGGCUGGGUUCUAAGAAGAAAUGCAGUAAAAUUCAGCCCUGGAACUUUUAGGGGCUGAGCCCUCAGAAGUUAAAGGCCCUGAUUUCUGCACCAGCAGUGAUAUCAAAAAUGGGCGUUUCACAAAAUGGGAAGAAGGAAAGCAACAAAAAGUUGGUUUGUAGAACAUCAACUUUCUACAGAGCGUCAAGCUCUUCAAUUACUUAAA